This is a messenger RNA of Penicillium canariense, 1470 nucleotides long. RefSeq names its product phosphomevalonate kinase (gene erg8). Gene Ontology annotation, cellular component: peroxisome. Lineage: Eukaryota; Fungi; Ascomycota; Eurotiomycetes; Eurotiales; Aspergillaceae. Gene Ontology annotation, biological process: ergosterol biosynthetic process; isopentenyl diphosphate biosynthetic process, mevalonate pathway. The transcript has 2 exons. Gene Ontology annotation, molecular function: ATP binding; phosphomevalonate kinase activity. The record is from RefSeq and is a predicted model, not a curated record. Bases 1 to 1470 code for a protein of 489 amino acids.
AUGUCCCCUCAACCUUCCUCCGUGACGGCCUUGUCCGCCCCCGGCAAAGUCCUGCUGACCGGUGGCUACCUUGUUCUCGACCGGGCCUACACGGGCACUGUUUUCGCUCUCGAUGCGCGCAUUCAUGUUGUCGUCCAGCAGUUGAGGAGGGGUCACCGACGAGGGCCGUCGGGGUCAAGUGCGGAUGCAAAGGCCGCCGUACCUGGCGCAGAUGCACAGGCGAGCCGGUCUGAGGGUGAGGAGCAGGAGGCCGAAGACACUAUUGUCGUGCGGUCGCCGCAAUUUGUGGAUGCGAUUUGGGAGUAUGGCGUGCAGCGGUGCGAGAAUGGUGGGGGUGUGAAAGCAGUUCAGAAGAGCAGUGGACCGCGAAAUCCUUUCGUCGAGACCUCGCUGAGCUACGCAUUGACCUACAUCAGCUACGUCGCCGACUCCAAAGACUUUGGGUCCAUGUCAGUCACCAUCCUGGCUGAUAAUGAUUACUAUUCCGAGACUGCUACCUCGAAGGGCCCUGCCUCGCAUGCUCGUGGGGGACGCUUCGUCAAUUUCGGCGUUCCCCUUCAAGAUGCCCACAAGACGGGAUUGGGUUCGUCGGCUGCCCUUGUGACGGCUCUUGUCUCGGCACUGGUGAUCCAUCGCACUAUGCAGGCAGAUGAUCUCGGCGCCGGACGCGACAAGCUGCACAAUCUGGCCCAAGCUGCCCACUGUGCGGCGCAGGGCAAGGUUGGAUCGGGAUUCGACGUGGCAGCUGCUGUGUACGGAUCAUGCCUCUACAAACGGUUCUCGCCCGCGAUUCUGGAAUCCCUCGGCGACGUGGGCACCGCUAAGUUUGACGAGCGAUUGUUUGCGAUCGUCGAGGACGUCGACCCCGAGCACCCCUGGGACACCGAGUGCGUGGACUUCGGCAUGCAGCUCCCGCGUGGGAUGCAGAUGGUCCUGUGCGACGUUGAAUGUGGCUCCCAAACGCCUUCAAUGGUGAAGAAGGUGCUGGAGUGGAGAAAGAACAAUCCCAAAGAGGCUGAUGUCUUGUGGGCCAGCCUCCAGAACAACAACGAGCGUCUGCGACAAGAACUUAAGCGCCUUGCACAGCACCCGGAUGCCAAUGCCGAUGGCGAGUUCUCUGAAAUCGCGACCUUUAUUCAGCGCACGCGGCAUCUCAUUCGUACCAUGACUCGCAGGACGGGUGUCCCCAUCGAGCCGAGCGUGCAGACCGAACUGCUGGACAGUCUGACUGAAAUCAACGGUGUCAUUGGAGGUGUGGUGCCCGGUGCCGGUGGCUACGAUGCCAUUGUUCUGCUGAUCCGCGAUGACCCCACGGUGAUUCCUCGACUCAACGAGCGUUUCGAGAACUAUCAGAGUGCCGUCGAAGACGACUUCGGCGGCAAGAUCGGCAACGUGCGGCUGCUGGGUGUGCGGCACGGGUCCGAGGGUGUGAAGAAUGAAGUGCUAGACCAGUACGCCGGUUGGGUCUAG